AUGUUGGCAGUGAUGUUGGCUGCUCUCAUGUCCGAUCUCACAUCCAUUUUCAAUUCCUCCAGCACCUUAUUCACCGUCGACAUCUACACCUGCUUCCGACGCAAGGCUGGCAAUCGAGAACUUAUGAUUGUGGGACGGUAG
This is a messenger RNA of Hydatigera taeniaeformis, 141 nucleotides long. Lineage: Eukaryota; Metazoa; Platyhelminthes; Cestoda; Cyclophyllidea; Taeniidae. The record is from the annotation of a GenBank genome assembly.